This is a messenger RNA of Boleophthalmus pectinirostris (great blue-spotted mudskipper), 1993 nucleotides long. RefSeq names its product apolipoprotein D-like. The record is from RefSeq and is a predicted model, not a curated record. NCBI's taxonomy places the organism in Eukaryota, Metazoa, Chordata, Actinopteri, Gobiiformes, Gobiidae. Bases 67 to 627 code for a protein of 186 amino acids. Gene Ontology annotation, molecular function: lipid binding. The transcript has 5 exons. Gene Ontology annotation, biological process: brain development; tissue regeneration; lipid transport.
AGUGUUUUAAGACGAGGCACGACUGCACCUACACCUCACCUUUACUCACCACACCACAGUGCAGUCAUGUGGAUGUACCUCCUCCUCUUCGUCGUGGCUCCUCUGGUGUCUGCUCAGACCUUCAGCUGUGGGCCAUGUCCUCAAGUGAAUGUACAGCAGCCGUUUGACCUGCAGAGGUACCUGGGCCGCUGGUUUGAGAUAACCAAACUCCCAGCAUCCUUUGAGAGAGGGAAGUGCAUCGAGGCAAACUACGCCCUGAGAAAAGACGGGACCAUUCAGGUCAUCAACAAACAGAUGGAGAUACCCGGGACGUUAACACCAAUAGAGGGCACUGCAGUAGUCAAAAACCAGUCAGAGCCUGCCAAACUCGGGGUCGGAUUCUCCUACUUGUCUCCCGUGGGCUCGUACUGGGUGCUGUACACAGACUACACCAGCGUCUCAGUGGUCUACUCCUGCACUGACAUCUUGCGUGUGUUUCGGGUGGAGUUUGCCUGGAUCUUGGCCCGGAAUCGUACCCUGUCCGUAGAGACCAGAGCCCGGGCUGAGGCAGAGCUGCAGAGAGCGGGAGUCAAACUGUGCCAGCUCAUCCCCACAGACCAGAGCGGGUGUGAUCUGAACAUGCUGUGACAUUAAUCAGAGAGAUUCUAUUGUGGAUUGGGAUAUGCAUUACACAUUAGCCAGAGUGUAUAGUUGAAAACUGCUUUGUCUUAACUUGAAAUUAAAGGUGCACUAUGUCUAUGGAGAUGAUAAUGGAAUGUUUUACAAUAUAUAUCUAUGUUCAUGGAGACAAGCAGCCACCAGGCCAGUGUGAUAAAUACAAUAUAGUUAAAUGUAGUAACAUACUGCGGAGUAUUCCAGGCAAUGCAACAGCCGGUGGCCCCUCCAUCAGGAAUGUUGUAUAGUGCAUCUUUCAAGUGUAAAUUAUUUAAUUAGAAAUCAGAAGUCUACUAAAGCUACCAUGUGUAGGCUUUUUUUUUCACCAGUAGAUUGCAGAUGUGAAAUCUGCCCUCCCCCUCACCUCACCUGGCCUUUGUUCAGACUCACCUGUGCUCUCUGCUCUUCUUCUGUCCGGUCAAAGCUGACACACUGUACAUACAGAAGUAAAGUAUAGAGCAUACAGUAUAGUGGUGAAGUGUGAGAAUACAAAUGAAACAGAAAACGUACACCAAAGUUCUUGCAGAGGUGCAAAUGCAAGAAACAGCAAUCCAAAAGUCAAAAAAUGCAUAGCACACUCAGAUGGCCGAUGUCCAAAAGCAUUUUUUAUUUUUAAAUUAUGUUUCGGAAAAAAGCUUUUGUCAGAUAAUUUGUUUUGCUUUGGACCACAGUACACAAAAUGGUUGCCGGUCCAGGUGCUCAUAUCCCCACCAACAAACAGGAGGUCCCAAAGUGAGAUCACCCAGUGAGUUUAGCCCACUCUACAACAAGAAAAAACUGUAAUACAUUUGCAUAAAAUCUCAUAAAAUACAAAAAUAGUUUGACCGUAUCACAAAAAGCAUCUUUGGUCAAAGUCCACAUUAAGUUUGAUAAGAGCAAGAGUCUCAAGUUGAGGUGAAUCCAGAAGUACUGUGUUUUUGACAGGCACAAAGUGUGAGAAUACAACAGGGCCAGGUCGGUCAGUCUAAUAGGCUCUAUUCAUGCUUAUGUCACAAACCAGGACGACAUUUGGAAACAUGCGAUGACGACUUCCAGUCUAAUUACCGACACUGGGUUAGCCGACUGACUGUGAUCAGACCCAUUGAAGUAAAUGUGAUCAGCAUGAAUCUUGAAUUUGGCACCUCAUCUCUUCUAAUCACAUGUACCCUGUGCAUUCGAAGUUGUGCAUCAGUGGGGAAAUAAUGCAAACUGAGGUAUGGUUGGAAAUGUUGAUUAGCCGAACAUAACAACGCUACAAUGAUUUAGAUUUAGAUGAAGAAAAACGGACCUGGGAAGUUGUUAUCUCAUCUUUUUUGUGACAUAAGUCUAUUAGAACCUAUUAUAGAUGGAUUAAAUACUU